Cladocopium goreaui is the source of this 1186-nucleotide messenger RNA. NCBI's taxonomy places the organism in Eukaryota, Dinophyceae, Suessiales, Symbiodiniaceae. The record is from the annotation of a GenBank genome assembly.
GGCAGACCGUGCAGAAAAACAUUUUCGAACUGUUCAGAAGAUAUCCCUGACUCCUGAUGAUGGGCAGCUGCACUUGACGUGCUACAGAAGGUACAGGCAAUCGUUUCUGGGCUGGUGAAACAGGCGAGGGCUGCAUGUGACAAGACACUGGAUGGCAUGAAGAUUGCUCAGAGCCACCCACCCAUCAAUGUGCCCAUGUGCUUUGGGUGAGAAAUGAGUAAAAUCACUUGAGGCCGGCAAGCUCUCGCUAAGCGCUAGGAGAUAGGUCAGAUAGGUACAGUGCAUUUCUGUUGGAUUGUAGCUUUUCUUGAGGAAUCCUAUGCUGAUUUUCCGUCUCUUCGAAGAUACCCGACAUAAUGGCCCAAUGGCAGAAAGACAGCAUGUAAGUCUUUCAGCGAGUGUCAGGCAGUAAACCAUCUUAGGUGCAGUAAAAUGCAUAGCGUGCCAUUUUCAUUCUAUCCCCUUGAGAGCAGGCGAGAACAGAGGAGGCUUGCUCUCUGAGCGUCUACCGAAGCCAGCAACGCUUUGCAAGCCGAUCAUGCACGAAAGGCCAUGCUUUGAGACACCCACAGAAGUGCAUUGCAGAGAAGCGCAACGCAGCAAAGUUUACAGCUAUGGCUGGUGCUGUUUGAAAGCAUUUUGUGUUGUGGUUCAGAAGGCAAGAGAGCUGUGGCAGCAAUUAGCUCUGCACACUCUUCUACACCCUGCUGCACUUCUGCACAAGAAACUCCCUUUGGUGUCAUUCUUGGCUUUGGGUCCUCCACUGAAGAACACAUUGAUUCGUGAAGUGAGUAUUGAGGCAAGAUUUUGCAUUGUUCACGCAGAUUCUGGCUUCCAGUUAGUGCUAUGUAGCAUGUUCAUUCAACAAGCGAUGGCUCGUAGAGCUUUCACAAGUGCUGUCAAAAGUGCACACUGCCUGUUUACAGGCUUGAAGGCAGGCGAGAGCAACGGAGGGGUGUGGCGCUUCGACACCAGCGAGCUUUGGCAAGGCACACUGGACUUCGGACGGAGUCUAAAUGCGACCGCCAGAUCAGAUGUCAGCCUUAUCCAAUAAAUCUCGGAUGGGUUUGCAAACAAGAACUCCUGCCUGGUGACAGGUUUGGGAUCCAUGGAUAAAGGUUUGCAACCGGCGAAAAGCGUGUUAGCUUCCAAUUCUUAUCGCUGGUGUAGCUCUUGAUGUGACCCA